Messenger RNA from Salvia hispanica, 2064 nucleotides. Its product is annotated as Tetratricopeptide repeat (TPR)-like superfamily protein. Gene Ontology annotation, molecular function: protein binding. The record is from RefSeq and is a predicted model, not a curated record. NCBI's taxonomy places the organism in Eukaryota, Viridiplantae, Streptophyta, Magnoliopsida, Lamiales, Lamiaceae.
UAUGAAUAUCCACCUCACACCAUCACCGCCGUUCGCGUAGAUGACAGAUGAGUUUAGCCAUUCCGCCGCACACGCCAUUUCCCGCUCAUCCUCCGCCUCCACAACUCCGCCGCGCCGCCACCACCAUCCUCCUCCCCUCCCACCAUGCCAACAAACACCACCCCCACUUCCCAAUCCUCGCAUCCCCCUCCUCCUCCGCCAACCACACCAGGCGCCCACGCCACAGCCCCGCCUUCCUCGACCACAGCGUGGACAUGGAAGAGCUCCUCUCCUCCAUCCACAGCACCUCCGACGACCGCCAGCUCUUCGCCCUAAUGUCCCCUUACAAGAACCGCUCCCUCUCCACCCGCUUCCUCGUCUCCCUCCUCUCCCGCGAGCCCGACUGGCGCCGCUCCCUCGCCCUCCUCGACUGGAUGCACGACGAGGCCCGCUACACCCCCUCCGUCUUCGCCUACAACGUCGCCCUCCGCAACGUCCUCCGCGCCAAGCAGUGGGACCUCGCCCACGGCCUGUUCGACGAAAUGCGCCAAAGAGCCCUCUCCCCCGAUAGAUACACUUAUUCCACCCUCAUCACUCAAUUCGGCAAGGAGGGCCUCUUCAACGACGCAUUAUCCUGGCUUCAGAAGAUGGAGCACGACCGAAUCACAGGGGAUUUGGUCUUGUACAGCAAUUUGAUUGAGUUGUCUCGUAAGCUCUGUGAUUACUCCAAGGCGAUUGCAAUUUUUUCUAGAUUGAAGAAGUCAGGCAUCGUUCCCGAUCUUGUUGCGUAUAAUUCGAUGAUCAAUGUGUAUGGAAAGGCGAAGCUUUUCCGUGAGGCGAGGUCUUUGAUCGACGAAAUGAAAGAGGCGGAGGUGAUGCCGGAUACAGUCAGUUACUCGACGCUCUUAACAAUGUACGUUGAGAAUCACAAGUUUCUCGAAGCUCUGUCUCUGUUCUCCGAGAUGAGGGAGACGAAUUGCUCGCUUGAUCUCACGUCGUGUAACAUAAUGAUCGAUGUCUACGGGCAGCUUGACAUGGCGAAGGAGGCGGAUAAGCUGUUCUGGAGCAUGAGGAAGCUCGGGAUUGAGCCGAAUGUGGUUAGCUACAACACUCUCUUGAGAGUGUACGGCGAUGCAGAGCUUUUCGGUGAGGCAAUACAUUUGUUUAGGUUGAUGCAGAGGAAGAGCAUUGAUCAGAACGUUGUGACAUACAAUACUAUGAUAAUGAUAUAUGGCAAAACGAUGGAGCAUGAAAAGGCUAAUAAUCUCAUUCAAGAGAUGCAGAGCAGAGGGAUUGAGCCGAACACCAUAACUUAUUCGACCAUAAUCUCGAUUUGGGGGAAGGCAGGGAAGCUAGACCGCGCUGCUAUGCUGUUUCAGAAGCUCCGUAGCUCUGGCAUCGUGGUUGAUCAGGUUUUAUACCAGACUAUGAUUGUGGCAUACGAGAGGGCCGGUUUGGUUGGCCACGCCAAGCGCCUCCUCCACGAGCUGAGGCACCCGAGCAACAUCCCUAGAGAGACAGCCAUUCUCAUCCUGGCUGGAGCCGGGCGGGUCGAGGAGGCCACUUGGGUGUUCAGGCAGGCAGCCGAGGCAGGGGAGAUCAAGGACAUAUCGGUGUUUGAGCGGAUGAUGAGCCUGUUCUCGAAGUACAAGAAGUACGGGAAUGUGGUUGAGGUGUUUGAGAGGAUGAGGGAAGUUGGAUACUUCCCGGAUUCCACUAUGAUAGCGCUCGUGCUGAACGCGUUUGGGAAGAUGCAGGAGGUGGAGAGGGCGGAGGGAGUGUACGCGGAGAUGCAGGAGGAGGGGUGCGUGUUCUCGGAUGAGGUGCAUUUUCAGAUGAUGAGCCUGUACGGGGCGGGGAGGGAGUUCGGGAAGGUGGAGGUGUUGUUCGAGAGGCUGCUGGAGGAUCCCAACGUUAACAAGAAGGAGCUGCAUCUUUGUGUUGCUUCCAUUUAUGACAGAGCGAAUAGGUUGAACGAUGCUGCUAGGAUUAUGAACCAGAUGAGUGAUAGGGGGAUUGUGUAGUGAGUUCUUGGAGGUGUUUGUAGAUUUGGUUGCAGUUUUGUGAUGUUUUUUUGUGUUUGUA